This is a messenger RNA of Trichoplax adhaerens, 1392 nucleotides long. RefSeq lists its product as uncharacterized. NCBI's taxonomy places the organism in Eukaryota, Metazoa, Placozoa, Uniplacotomia, Trichoplacea, Trichoplacidae. The transcript has 4 exons. Bases 1 to 1392 code for a protein of 463 amino acids. The record is from RefSeq and is a predicted model, not a curated record. Gene Ontology annotation, molecular function: UDP-glycosyltransferase activity.
AUGAAGACACUCUCAAGAGUUUGUGUGUUUUUUAUGCUGAUAAUAUCAACGCCAUGCAUACUAGCACUGAAAGUUGGUGUGCUACCGCUGGUAGCUGGUAGCCACACAUUAUCCAUGGAUGCCAUUACACGACAAAUACUUCAACGAGGCCAUCAGGCAAUUACCAUUAUAUCAAAUGAAGAUCGUUACUUAAAGAGACUUAUGCCUUCUGCUCUAGCCUUGUAUGAAGUUGACGAACCUUUAACUGAAAUGGAUUCACAGAAAAUGUUGACCUCUAAAAUUCGAUUACAAAUUCUGCGAAACUUUUAUGAGAUACAGAGCCGAUAUUGCGAUGCUACGCUAUCCAAUAAAACGUUACUACAAUCUAUUCAAGAUGUCGAUAUUAUAAUAACAGACAAUUUAUACGUUUGUAGCAUACUCUUACCUGAGCUAUUAAAUAAGCCAAGUAUCAUUAUGUCAUUUUCUGCUGGCAUAGCCGGCAUGCAUACCUUUCUAGGAGAAUAUGAACCGACUACAUAUAUACCGAUUCAUGGUUCUAUGAUAUCAUCACAGAAGAUGACCUUUAAACAACGUGCUAUUAAUGUAAUCCAAGGUAAAAUUAUGUAUGCUGCUAUGAAUUACAUCUCUGCAAGCGCUAUUAAUAAAUUAAGAUUAAAGCAUAAUAUCAGUAUGCAUUUAACGCUGGAUCAACUACGUAGAAAAUUUUCACUGCACUUGUCUUCAAUCGAUUUCUCAAUCGAAUAUGCCCGACCGUUGCCUCCUUAUAUACAUGUUGUCGGACCAGUUACUCCAAGACCUCCAUCUUCAUUGCCUCCAAUAUUUGAAAAUAUUAUACAAAAUUUAAAGAACCAAACUAUUAUUGUCUUGUCGUUUGGAAGUGAACUUCAACUUUCUAACGAAAAACUACCGGAAAUGGUAACAGCAUUACGACAAUUACCUUAUACAAUUAUAUGGAAAACGAAGCAAAACAUCCAAAAUAUACCAUCUAAUGUUAAAAUAAUGGAAUGGAUACCACAGAAUGACCUACUUGGAUGUAAUAAAACCAUUGCACUCAUAACACAUUGUGGAUGCAAUAGUUUAUACGAAGCAGCAUAUCAUGGAGUACCAAUGAUAGGUAUGCCAGCGAUGAUCGAACAAAUGGGAAAUGCCGCAAGAAUGGUUCAUGCAGGCAUCGGAAUACAUGUCGAUUUUCAUUCUUUUGAAGCUGCGGAUAUGAUCAAUGCCGUUACAGAAUUAGUAGAAAACUCAAGGUACAAAGAGAAUGUAGCCAAAGUUGCUAAAAUUAUUAAAAGUAACGGAAGAUCGCCAGCGGACGCUAUCGUCGAUUGGAUCGAGAUGCUCUAUCACUGUUGUCUUGGUGAAGGUCUAACAUUCUUACCACGAAUAGAUUGA